Molecule: messenger RNA, 4019 nt
Organism: Drosophila subobscura
Lineage: Eukaryota; Metazoa; Arthropoda; Insecta; Diptera; Drosophilidae
Product: 5-oxoprolinase
Exons: 6
Coding region: 71-3967 (1298 amino acids)
Biological process (GO): glutathione metabolic process
Cellular component (GO): cytosol
Molecular function (GO): 5-oxoprolinase (ATP-hydrolyzing) activity
Source: RefSeq, a predicted model, not a curated record
CUCCGCUCGCGCUUUUCGGAAAGUCUCUUCAACCAAGCACACGCGCGACACGUAUUUAUUAUCAGUGGAAAUGUCUGAUCCAACAAGUGGGAAUAAGUAUUGUUUCGCCAUUGAUCGCGGAGGCACCUUCACCGAUGUUCUAUGCAUCUGUCCGGGCGGCAAGGUGCGCACCAUGAAGCUGUUGUCGGAGGACCCAGAGCGGUACAGUGAUGCUCCCAGGGAGGGGAUUCGCCGCAUACUGAAGGAGGAGACGGGGCAGGAGCUGGCUGCCUCUGGGCUGGUGGACACCUCCAAGAUCGGGUGGGUGCGCAUGGGCACCACGGUGGCCACGAAUGCCCUGCUAGAGCGCAAGGGAGAUCCCGUGGUGCUAGUGGUCAACAGCGGCUUCAGGGAUCUGCUCUACAUCGGCAACCAGGCGAGACCGAAAAUCUUCGACCUGAACAUCCGCAAGCCCGCGAAUCUCUACCAGUCCGUGGUUGAAGUCGAUUGCCGCAUUGUUCCCGAGCAGGCGGAUCGCUGUGAGCUGAAUCACAGCUGGAAGGUGCUCGAGGGUGUGGCCAGCACAAGGUACUUGGAGGUGCAACCCGUGGAUGUGGAGGCGGUGCGUUCUUCCCUGACAGCUGCCCGCGAACAGGGCGUGUCCUCUGUGGCCGUUGUGUUGGCCCACAGCUACGCUUGUCCGGAGCACGAGCUCCAGAUCGGAGCCAUCGCCCGCCAGCUGGGCUUCAGUCAUGUGACGCUCUCCCACCAGGCCAUGCCCAUGUGUCGGGUGGUGGCCCGAGGCUACACCGCCUGUGCGGAGGCCUAUUUGACGCCCCAUGUGGACCGCUACCUGGCGAGCUUCAAAUCUGGCUUCGACAACCAACUGGAUGGCGUGGAUGUGCUCUUCAUGCAGUCGGAUGGCGGGCUGACAAACAUGGAGAACUUCCGCGGAGCACGCGCCAUCCUCUCUGGCCCGGCUGGCGGUGUGGUGGGCUACGCCCUGACCGGAUCGCGGGAAACGAAGCUGCCGCUGAUCGGCUUUGACAUGGGCGGAACCUCAACGGAUGUGUCCAGGUAUGCGGGCAGCUACGAGCACGUGAUCGAGAGCACCACUGCGGGCGUGACCAUUCAGGCGCCACAGCUGGACAUCAACACUGUGGCAGCGGGAGGAGGUUCGCGGCUGUUUUUCCGCUCCGGAAUCUUUGUCGUGGGCCCAGAGUCUGCGGGGUCGCAUCCUGGACCCGCCUGCUACAAGAAGGGCGGUCCCCUCACCGUCACGGAUGCCAAUCUGAUUCUGGGACGCAUCCUGCCUCAAUACUUUCCCAAGAUCUUUGGGCCGACAGAGAACGAGCCGCUGGACUAUGAGAUCUCGAAGAGCAAGUUCAUACAGCUGCAGUCGGAGAUCAACAGCCACUUGAAGGCCACUGGAGAUGACAGGCACCUGAGCGUUGAGCAAGUGGCUCUGGGAUUCAUUCGGGUGGCCAACGAGACCAUGUGCAGGCCUAUUCGUGCCCUGACGCAGUCGCGUGGCUUGGACACGGCCAACCAUGUGCUGUCAUGCUUCGGUGGAGCCGGAGGACAGCACGCCUGCGCCAUUGCCAGCAAUCUGGGCAUUGCCAAGGUUGUUGUCCACAAGUACGCUGGAAUACUCUCGGCCUACGGCAUGGCCCUGGCCGACGUUGUCCAGGAGUUGCAGGAGCCGAGUGGUUUGGAGUUCAGCGAUGGGAAUGGCCAGCAGCUGAAGGAGCGCCUGGAUGCCUUGUCCCAGCAAUGUCGAGCCAAGCUGGCGGACCAAGGAUUCCGGAGAAUCGAGCUGGAGCCCUUCCUCCAUUUGCGAUACGAGGGCACCGAUGGAGCCUUGAUGUGUGCUCCGACAGGUGCAAAGGAUCCGACGGCUCAGUCGCCUCUUUUGUCGGCCUAUGGGGACUUCCAUGCCACAUUCCUGGAGCGCUAUCGCACGGAGUUUGGCUUCGUGCUGCAGAACAGACGCAUCAUCGUGGAUGACAUCCGUAUUCGUGGAAUGGGGAAGAACGAGACUCCUCCCGAGUCCGAGAUCAAGCGUAGCUCAGAGAGCACGCCACCUGCUGAGGGUACUUCGCGUAUUCACUUCGAUCAGGGCAGCUUUGAUGCGCCAAUCUACCUGACCAAAAACCUUUUGGCUGGCCACCAGAUCGCCGGACCUGCAGUGCUCAUCGAUCAGCUGUCCACUAUUAUCGUGGAGCCAGAGUGCGGUGUCCAGGUGACAGCCUUCGGAGACCUCAUAAUGGAUGUGAAGACGGGGGGCAAGCACGGCAUCAACGCAGAGCUAGAUCCGGUCCACCUGAGCAUCUUCAGCCACCGCUUCAUGAGCAUUGCCGAGCAGAUGGGACGUGUGCUGCAGCGCACCUCCAUCUCGACAAACAUCAAGGAGCGACUGGACUUCUCCUGUGCGCUCUUCGGCCCGGACGGAGGACUGGUCAGCAACGCACCCCAUAUUCCGGUUCACCUGGGCGCCAUGCAGGAGACGGUGCAGUACCAGCUGCGGGUGCGCGGCGAGACCCUGAAGAAUGGCGAUGUCAUCCUGGCAAACCAUCCGUCGGCCGGUGGGUCGCAUCUGCCCGACUUGACGGUCAUCACCCCAGUGUUCUACGAGGGUGUGUCACGACCAGUUUUCUUUGUUGCUUCGCGUGGACAUCAUGCGGAUAUUGGUGGCAUUACGCCCGGAUCCAUGCCGCCGCACUCCACAUCGCUGGCCCAAGAGGGUGCCGCUUUCAAGUCAUUCCUGAUCGUGGAGAGUGGACUGUUCCAGGAGCAGCAGAUCAUCAAGCGCCUGACCACGCCCACAACAGCCAAGGGUGCCGUGGGCACCCGAAAUCUAAGUGACAAUCUGUCCGAUCUGAAGGCCCAAAUCGCAGCAAACCACAAGGGCAUCCAGCUGGUGUCGGAGCUCAUCGACAGCUAUGGCCUGGAUGUGGUCCAAGCCUACAUGUCGCACAUCCAGAAGAACGCCGAGCUAGCAGUCCGCGACAUGCUACGUCAGAUUGGGCAGGAUUCGCUGGCUCGCACUGGAUCCACGGUGCUGCAAGCCCAGGAGUUCAUGGACGAUGGCUCGCCCAUUGCUCUGAAGGUCACCAUUGAUGCGGUGCAGGGCUCGGCACUCUGCGACUUCACCGGCUCCGGAGUGGAGGUCUGGGGCAACUGCAAUGCUCCACGGGCGAUCACGCUCUCGGCUCUGAUAUACUGUCUACGCUGCAUGGUGGGCCACGAUGUGCCCCUGAAUCAGGGCUGCCUGGCGCCCAUUCAGGUUAUUAUCCCCAAGAACUCCAUACUGGAUCCUUCGGAAGGGGCCGCCGUUGUUGGUGGCAAUGUCCAGACCUCGCAGCGCAUUGUGGACACCGUGCUGAAAGCUUUCCGCGUCUGUGGCGCCUCCCAGGGCUGCAUGAACAACAUCACCAUCGGAGACGAGACUUGGGGCUACUAUGAGACCGUAGCUGGCGGUUCAGGUGCCGGUCCCGGCUGGCAUGGUGCCGGCGGAGUACAUACGCACAUGACGAACACGCGGAUCACCGACCCAGAGAUUUUGGAGCUACGCUACCCGAUGAUCCUGAAGCGCUUCUGCCUGCGCACCGACGGCUCUGGUGGACGCGGCCAAUUUAAUGGCGGAGAGGGCGUGGAGCGUGACUUGCUCUUACGUAAGCCCGUUACAUUGUCCGUCCUGACAGAGCGCCGCACCCUUCAGCCUUAUGGGCUGGCUGGCGGUGAGCCCGCAAAGAGCGGAAGGAAUUUAAUCAUCAAGCGCGACGGCAGAGUGAUCGCCCUGGCUGGAAAGACGUGCAUCGAUGUGGAUGCUGGGGAUACAUUUGCAAUGAAGACUCCUGGCGGUGGUGGUUAUGGACACAGAAGCGAUUCGUCGAAAACCGAAGAAGCCUCGGACCAGGAGAACGACAAACGAUUUGUGGAACGGGGCACUGUUUUCAACUACCUUCAGGCUCAAGAGUCUGCAUAAGUUACGGCUAGUGACACGUUAUUGUUUUUUCUAUUUGUUAUUUCAUAAAAUA